Mirounga angustirostris (Northern elephant seal) is the source of this 3605-nucleotide messenger RNA. RefSeq names its product RNA 2',3'-cyclic phosphate and 5'-OH ligase (gene RTCB). The transcript has 12 exons. Gene Ontology annotation, cellular component: nucleus; tRNA-splicing ligase complex. The coding region runs from base 99 to 1616 and encodes 505 amino acids. Lineage: Eukaryota; Metazoa; Chordata; Mammalia; Carnivora; Phocidae. Gene Ontology annotation, biological process: tRNA splicing, via endonucleolytic cleavage and ligation. The record is from RefSeq and is a predicted model, not a curated record. Gene Ontology annotation, molecular function: RNA ligase (ATP) activity.
CGCGUUGACUUCCGGAAGGCGGUACUUCAGGCAGCGGGACAGCGCGGCAGCGUCUCUUCAAAGCGGAGCGGGGAGUUUUUUUUACCGUUGUCGCCGCCAUGAGUCGUAGUUAUAAUGAUGAGCUGCAGUUCUUGGAAAAGAUCAGUAAAAACUGCUGGAGAAUCAAGAAGGGCUUCGUGCCCAACAUGCAGGUUGAAGGAGUUUUCUACGUGAAUGAUGCUCUGGAAAAAUUAAUGUUUGAGGAACUAAGGAAUGCCUGUCGGGGUGGUGGUGUCGGUGGCUUCCUGCCAGCCAUGAAACAAAUUGGCAAUGUGGCAGCCCUGCCUGGGAUUGUUCAUCGAUCUAUUGGGCUUCCUGAUGUCCAUUCAGGUUAUGGGUUUGCUAUUGGGAAUAUGGCAGCCUUUGAUAUGAGUGACCCCGAAGCAGUGGUAUCCCCAGGUGGUGUUGGAUUUGACAUCAACUGCGGUGUGCGCUUGCUAAGAACCAAUUUAGACGAAAGCGAUGUCCAGCCUGUGAAGGAGCAGCUUGCCCAAGCUAUGUUUGACCACAUUCCUGUUGGGGUGGGAUCAAAAGGUGUCAUCCCCAUGAGUGCCAAAGACUUGGAGGAGGCCUUGGAGAUGGGUGUGGACUGGUCCCUGAGGGAAGGCUAUGCCUGGGCUGAGGACAAGGAGCACUGUGAGGAGUACGGAAGGAUGUUGCAGGCUGACCCCAACAAGGUCUCCGCAAGGGCUAAGAAAAGAGGCCUUCCUCAGUUGGGGACCCUGGGAGCAGGCAACCACUAUGCAGAAAUCCAGGUUGUGGAUGAGAUUUUCAAUGAGUACGCAGCUAAGAAAAUGGGCAUCGACCAUAAGGGACAGGUGUGUGUGAUGAUCCACAGUGGAAGCAGAGGCUUGGGCCACCAAGUAGCCACAGAUGCACUGGUAGCUAUGGAAAAAGCCAUGAAGAGAGACAAGAUUAUAGUCAACGACCGGCAGUUGGCUUGUGCUCGGAUCGCUUCCCCAGAGGGUCAGGACUACCUAAAGGGGAUGGCAGCUGCUGGGAACUAUGCCUGGGUCAACCGCUCCUCCAUGACCUUCUUAACCCGUCAGGCCUUCGCCAAGGUCUUCAACACAACCCCUGAUGACUUGGACCUGCAUGUGAUCUAUGACGUUUCUCACAAUAUUGCCAAAGUAGAGCAGCACGUGGUGGACGGAAAGGAACGGACACUGUUGGUUCACAGGAAGGGAUCCACCCGAGCUUUCCCCCCUCACCAUCCCCUCAUUGCUGUUGAUUACCAACUCACUGGACAACCCGUGCUCAUUGGCGGCACUAUGGGUACCUGUAGUUACGUUCUUACUGGCACUGAACAGGGCAUGACUGAGACCUUUGGAACAACUUGUCAUGGAGCGGGCCGUGCAUUGUCCCGAGCAAAAUCUCGUCGUAAUUUAGAUUUUCAGGAUGUCUUGGACAAACUGGCAGAUAUGGGAAUCGCAAUCCGCGUUGCCUCACCCAAAUUGGUUAUGGAAGAGGCUCCCGAGUCCUAUAAGAACGUGACGGAUGUGGUGAACACCUGCCACGAUGCUGGAAUCAGCAAGAAGGCCAUUAAACUGAGACCGAUUGCCGUGAUCAAAGGAUAGAAUGCUGACCACAGUUGCCAAACGCCACUGCCCCUCAUGGAACGAAGGUGGACGGAAACGCUCCUUAGACACCAGACUCGAGACCUGACCGGCUCAAUGUGCACAGCUGUAACUGCCCGUCCCCGAGUGGCUGGCGGGCAGCUGCUGCUCUCGGCAGCCAGGGUCAUAACGUUACCUUCCGGGAGGAGUCCCACUGCCCUCGUUUGGAAAGGGAUGUCUGUGCUUCCUCCCUGAUUGUCCCACAGGUUUUAGGAAAAUCUAUUAGGGGGUGGGGAUAGAUCAAGAUACUGCCUAACUCACUCAUGGAAGCCUGUAGUCAUCAGAAUGAACUUCUUUACAGCAAGCCUGGUUUAUAGUCUGAGAGGUGUCGUGAAGCGCGUUCUAGUAAAUAAGGUUUUUAAAUGUUUCCUUUCCCUCCUCCCUUUGUCUGUUUGUCCAUUCAUCCACCCAUCCAGCCCCUUCCCCUGAACCCAGCAAAACCCUAAACACCACUCUCACUUGGAAAGUACCCACGGGGUCCUAUCCGGAUGUUAGAUGAAUGGAUAAUGGGACACGUUGAGGAGGGAACGUGUAUGGAGGUAUAGGAAUAGGGGCUCAAAAGCAAUUUUUCAUAGACUUGCUACUUUGCUUAUCCUAAAUAUGAGGCAGAGUUUUGCCUGCACAUGGCAUCUUUUGGGACCUGUCAUUAACGAGGCCUGGUUUGGUAAACUUUGUGGAUGAGGUCCUGCAGCAGCAGAAAACCCCCCACAUGAUACUGAGUGUCUUUAUGUUUGUGAUUGAAUUAUUAUAAAAACAUUACAUGACCACAGCUGUGAUGUUAACGGUUGUUCUGUUCGACAGGUUGACGGGUGCCAUCCAGUCAGAUUUUGUGUUCUCUACGGUGACACCUGAAGAUGUUAAAGUGACAGGUUACUAAGGCCUUUGUUGAGUCCAAACAGCCAGUAAAACAGAAAAAAAUCUAAUAAAGUUGCAAUAUGUUGUUUUAUUUUUUUUUUUUUUUAAGAUUUUUUUUAUUUAUUUAUUUGAAAGAGAGAAUGAGAUAGAGAGAGCAUGAGAGGGGGGAGAGUCAGAAGGAGAAGCAGACUCCCCGCGGAGCAGGGAGCCCGAUGUGGGACUCGAUCCCGGGACUCCAGGAUCAUGACCGGAGCUGAAGGCAGUCGCUUAACCAACUGAGCCACCCAGGCACCCUAUGUUGUUUUAUCUUGUGCCUAGUAGUUUAUAUCUCAGGACCAUUAGUAUUUGUGCUUGAUUCACUUUGGUUAGUGUUGCUAUUGCCUGCUUUUCUCCCAGGUUGCUUUUAGUGACUCACUCUAAAAUAUUCUUUCCUAAAACCUCAACUUACAGUAAAAACCCUCCUUAGAGUACCUUCUAGAUGCUGCCGUUUGGAAGGGCUGGAAAAGAUAGACUUCCUCUGAAAAAUGGCCGAUAGGAAACGGCAUAGCGUGGCUCGACGUUGAGCACCCAGUCACCUAAAUAUUUUGAUGGUAGAGUUUGAAAAUAACCAACAAACCAGUUAGGACUCUUGAUGUAAUAAUUACAGGCCACUCAUGCCUUCAGACUGGACCAGCCACUCCUGUGCGCACAUGACUGAAGGAUGCAUGUUACCAGCGAACGCUGCAGGGCACCUCGAGAUGAACAGGCUUCUGGCGGGUACUAGCUUCUCCAGGGGUGAGCAAUGUUGGAGUGGAGACUCCCCCUAAUAACCGGGCUUGCGGAAUGACGUGUCAUUUGAAACUAAUGCAAAGCAAGGUCCCCUCCCAAAACUAACUGAUGGCAGUGCAAGAAAUGCUGUGUAUCAUCUUAAAUACAUAUGCUGAGUUUUAUUAGAAGCUUUGAAAGUUCCUCCGGGGAGGUACGAGGAGGAGCAGGUGAGAAGAAGAGACAAAGACAAUGGUUUAGGUGGUGGUUCUGCGCUAUGAGCUUUUCUUGUACAUUAGCAUUUGCAGUGAGCUCAGCCCUAUUGAUGACCAUAGGAAGUAAUGAUUAACA